Cavenderia fasciculata is the source of this 1686-nucleotide messenger RNA. Its product is annotated as adenosine deaminase-related growth factor. Gene Ontology annotation, biological process: adenosine catabolic process; inosine biosynthetic process. Gene Ontology annotation, molecular function: adenosine deaminase activity. The transcript is spliced from 2 exons. The record is from RefSeq and is a predicted model, not a curated record. Bases 1 to 1686 code for a protein of 561 amino acids. Lineage: Eukaryota; Evosea; Eumycetozoa; Acytosteliales; Cavenderiaceae.
AUGACAACUGUAAUCACAAAAAUAUUGUUAAUAUCCAUGUUGAUAUGUUCGCUCAUUGUUUGUGCAACCUAUUCAUCAGCUGUUAGAAUCAAUCAUCACCAACAAUCAACAACCGUUAAACCAUCCUCCUAUCAAAAGAGAGGAGGUAGUUCUCCUUCUUCUUCUUCUUCUUCAACAGACUCUUAUUCAUCAUCUGACAGUGGUAGUAGUGCCGAUGAACCAGGUAUUAAGGAAUACUUGGAACUAAGACAAAAACUAGUUGACCAAGAAAACAAAAUCAAAGAUGGAUCAUUUAUCCAUUUGAAUGAUAAUGAAAUCAAAGCAAACCAAAUAUUCUCACAAAUCCUUCAAUAUGAAGAAUUGUCACUUUCCAACAACGAUCCAUCAGGAAUUAACUUUUUACAAGCAAUUAAUAAUAUUUCAGAAACUCAAGUUUACCAAAUUAUAAAGAAAAUGCCAAAAGGAUCAAUUUUACAUCUUCAUCAAGACAGUUCAGCAACCUAUGAUUAUUUGAUUUCGGUUGGAACGUAUAUGCCAAAUUGUUACUUGUAUGUUGGUCAAAACAAUGCAGCUACACCGUUUGGUUCGUUUUACUUUUAUGCACAACAACCAAGUGAUCCAAACUGGAAGCUUGUCGCCACACUCCGUAGUCAGGCCAGCAACGUCACUGAAUUUGACGCCACCCUUUUGGGAAGCCUCACUCUCUUUGGCUUGGACUAUGGCAACUACAUUUCAUUGUGGGACAAGUUUGAUGUGAUCUUUGCACGUGUGGCCGGUCUCGUCACCUACACACCCAUCACAAUGGGCUACAUGUCGCAUUUGGUCAACCAAACCUUUGAGGACAAUGUACAACAUUUGGAACUUAGAAAGUGUUUUGGCAGCUUUUACGAUUUGUCUGGCACCGCCUACAACAACACUUGGUUCAUGACCCAACUCGCCGAGUUGGUCGAGCAGGUACGAGUCGACUACAACGCACCAGAGUUUGCCAUCAAGAUUAUUGGAUGUGAUGGAAGACACUCGUCACGUGAAGUUGUCUUUGAGCACAUGAAAGAGUCGCUCGAGCUACGUAACCAAUUCCCAGAGACUUUUAUUGGAUAUGAUUUGGUGGGACCAGAAGAUGAAGGUUACCCAUUGAUCUACUUCCUCGAAGAGUUUGCCGAGCUCCAAGAAAUGAGCAAGUACACUCAAUACCCACUCGAGUACUACUUCCACGCUGGCGAGACUAUCCUCUACAACAACACCAAUCUCUACGAUGCCAUCCUUCUCAAAUCAGUUAGAAUUGGUCAUGGUCUCCAACUCACCAAACACCCACUCCUCAUGGACCUAGUCAAACAAAACAAUAUUGGCAUUGAAGUGUGUCCAAUCUCGAAUCAAGUGCUUGAAUUCGUCGCCAACUUUAGAGCCCACCCUGCAUUUGCUCUUUUCAACGAAGGUCUUCCCAUCACCAUCAACAACGAUGAUCCUGCCAUCUAUGGGUACUCUGGCAUCAGUUUUGAUUUCUACGAAGUCACCGUCGGAUGGGGAUUGAAUAUUCAACAAUUAAAACAACUUGCCAUCAACUCUCUUGCCUAUAGUACCUAUUUCGACGAUCAAGAAAAGAAUGCUACCAUCACUGCUUGGGAAUCUAAAUGGGAAGAUUUCAUUAAUUGGUUAAUUACUCUUACUCCACCAACUUUCAACAAAUAA